This is a messenger RNA of Ficedula albicollis (Collared flycatcher), 774 nucleotides long. RefSeq names its product dual specificity mitogen-activated protein kinase kinase 7-like. Bases 1 to 672 code for a protein of 223 amino acids. Gene Ontology annotation, biological process: protein phosphorylation. The record is from RefSeq and is a predicted model, not a curated record. The transcript has 6 exons. Lineage: Eukaryota; Metazoa; Chordata; Aves; Passeriformes; Muscicapidae. Gene Ontology annotation, molecular function: protein kinase activity; ATP binding.
AUGGCGGCGCCCCUUCCUCUUUUUUCCCAAAUGCGGCGCUCGGGGAACCGCGAGGAGAACAAGCGGAUCCUGAUGGACCUGGACGUGGUGCUCAAGAGCCACGACUGCCCCUACAUCGUGCAGUGCUUCGGCACCUUCAUCACCAACACCGACGUGUUCAUUGCCAUGGAGCUCAUGGGCACCUGCGCAGAGAAGCUCAAGAAGCGGAUCCAGGGCCCCAUCCCCGAGCGCAUCCUGGGCAAGAUGACGGUGGCAAUCGUGAAGGCGCUGCUGUACCUGAAGGAGAAGCACGGCGUCAUCCACAGGGACGUCAAGCCCUCCAACAUCCUGCUGGACGAGCGGGGCCAGGUGAAGCUCUGCGACUUCGGCAUCAGCGGCCGCCUGGUGGAUUCCAAGGCCAAGACCCGGAGCGCGGGAUGUGCGGCCUACAUGGCGGUGAGGGGCGGGGGGACAUGGCUGGGGACGCGCUCACCCCCCAUCCCCUCCCCCAGCCUCACCAAGGACCACAGGAAGAGACCAAAGUACAACAAGUUACUGGAGCACACCUUCAUCAAGCGCUACGAGACGCUCGAGGUGGACGUGGCCACCUGGUUCAAGGACGUGAUGGCCCGGACAGAGUCCCCGCGCCCGGGGGGUGGCCUGGGCCACCACCUGCCCUUCUUCAGCAGGUAGCGCCAGCCCGGCGCCGCCACGCCCGGCGGGGACACCGGGGACAGGGACAGCGGGGACAGCCAGGACACGGGGACACCGCUGUGGCACCGGGGACAGCCAGGA